This is a messenger RNA of Cryptosporidium muris RN66, 1494 nucleotides long. Its product is annotated as tRNA pseudouridine synthase family protein. Gene Ontology annotation, molecular function: RNA binding; pseudouridine synthase activity. The coding region runs from base 1 to 1494 and encodes 497 amino acids. NCBI's taxonomy places the organism in Eukaryota, Apicomplexa, Conoidasida, Eucoccidiorida, Cryptosporidiidae. Gene Ontology annotation, cellular component: nucleus. Gene Ontology annotation, biological process: mRNA pseudouridine synthesis; tRNA pseudouridine synthesis. The record is from RefSeq and is a predicted model, not a curated record. The transcript has a single exon.
AUGGAAUUAAUAUUACCACGUCGUACAUAUUGUAUGGCUAUAGGCUAUAAUGGGACAAAUUACUAUGGUAUGCAGAUACAAUCUAAUACUAAUAAUUGCAAAUAUAUUGAAACUAUUGAAAGUAAAUUAGAAGAAGCUUUAAUUAAAUCAAGUAUGUUAGUAAUUAGGAAAAGUAAGAAUGAAUAUGUUAACUUAAAAGAAUUUAAUAGCUCAAGUUUUUUAACAAGUAUAAAUUGGACAAGAGUUGGUAGAACUGAUAAGGGAGUACAUUCAGUAUGUCAGAUAGUAUCAUUUAGAGGAAGUUUAAAAGUAUCUGAUAAUGACUUACAAGAAGAAUUAAAUAUAAUAAUGAAAUAUUCUGAGGAGGAUUUAAAUUCUUUAUAUAAUGAAAUUCGAGAAUGUAAUACAAUAAAGAAUCCUUUAAUCACAAAUCCAUUAUUAAAUAAUUGUAGUAAUAAAAAAAGUAUAGAAUCGGAUAGAUCUAAAAAGGAAUCUUUAGAUAUAGUGAUAGAAGAAACAAUUCAAAAUUAUUUAGUGAAGAAACUUAAUUUAAUACUACCACAAACAAUACGUAUUUUUACUUUAAUACGUGUAUCUAAAAAUUUUGAUGCAAGAAAAGAUUGUUUUAGACGUCAAUAUGAAUAUAUUAUGCCUGAAUAUGUUUUAUAUCCAGUGAAAUUUAUUAAACAAGAUUUGUAUGAGAAAUUACAAGGGAUUGCACAAUCUAGAAUUAUAGAGAAUAAAAAUAAUUUAAAAAGUAAAUAUAGAAAUAAGAGAAAUAGAGAUGAUUUAAUAAAUGACUAUAAUUAUUGUGAAGAUGAAGAUAUUGAUGAAAAUAAUAAUGAAAAUGAUCAGGAUUUAAAAGAGCUCAGAAUAAAAAGAUAUAAUCAACAUGAAUUAUUAAGAUCUAAUAAUUAUAACCUUGAUCAUUAUCCUUAUAUAGAGGAAAUAUGUUUUAAUAGAAUUGAAGAAUAUGAAUUGAAUGAAUUAGAAUUAGAGAGAUUUUCAAAGAUUUUGAAUCAAUAUACUGGAACUCAUAAUUUUCAUAAUUUCACAUCAAGAUUAGAAUAUAAUAAUGCAUCUGCAUGGCGUCAUAUAGAUAAGAUAAAUGUUAAUAGAUUACCUGUUAAAAAUAAAUUAAAAUUAUUGAAAAUUACAAUAAAAGGCCAGUCAUUUUUAUUACAUCAAAUACGUAAGAUAAUUGCUUUGGCUAUUGAAAUAUAUAGAGGGAGUGCUCCACUCUCUUCUAUUAAUUUAUGUUUUGGAUCAAGAAAAUAUUCAAUACAUCUAGCUCCAAGUCAAGGAUUACUUCUUGAUAGAGUAUAUUAUGAUCAUUAUAAUCAAAGAAUUAGUUCAUCAGUUAAUUUAAAUGAUGUUAAUAUACCCUAUUUAAUAUUUGAUGAUUUAAAGUUACAAUAUGUAAAAUUAAUUGAAGAAUUUAAAAUAAAUCAAAUAUAUCCUGUUAUUGAAAAAUAUAUUUUAGAUGGGAAGUAA